Messenger RNA from Stegostoma tigrinum, 4790 nucleotides. RefSeq names its product lethal(3)malignant brain tumor-like protein 3. Gene Ontology annotation, molecular function: protein binding. Bases 112 to 1614 code for a protein of 500 amino acids. The transcript has 8 exons. NCBI's taxonomy places the organism in Eukaryota, Metazoa, Chordata, Chondrichthyes, Orectolobiformes, Stegostomatidae. The record is from RefSeq and is a predicted model, not a curated record.
GCUCCGGGCGGGUCGGAUCGCAGGGAGCGGUGCUUCCGCCUUUAUGUAGCGGAGGCGGAGAGCCGGGGACACGGAGAGGAGGUAGCCUGCGUGUCCCCGGGGGGGGUGGGAAUGUCGGAGGCCGAGUGCAAGCAGUGGAUCCUGGAGACCAUUGACUCUCUGCGGAGCCGCAAGGCACGGCCGGACCUGGAGCGGAUCUGUAAGAUGGUGCAGCGGAGACACGGGCUGGCUCCGAGCCGCACCCGGCGCCAGCUGGACCGGCUGCUCCGCUCCCGCACCGUGCUCAGGGUCAGCUACAAGGGCUCACACUCUUACCGGAUCGCCGCCCAAUGGCAACCCGGCACCGGGCACAGACAGGGGCGUGAUCAGCCCCAGGAGCAGCCCCGUACCGUGCUGACCCGAGCCCGGCUCCAACAACAACAACGACAACAGCAGCAGCAGCUCCGCCGGCCCGGGGGCAGGAGGACGAUGCCCCCGGAGGCAGGCACCAGCUCCGAGCGCAAGAAGACCAGGAAAUCGAAAGAAGCUGAUUCGACAGAUGGUGAAGAGAGUGAUGAAGAUGCUUCCAUCGAGGACCAGGACCUUGGGGGCCAAGCCUUUGAUGAGGAACCCAACACGGUGCAGUUCAUCACUGACUCUGUGAGUGAUGACCAUGAUUCUGAAGAGAAUCCUGUCAGGUCAUCUAAAGGUUGUCCCACUGACGAGCUCGCCGAGGAACUGUCUGCUGGCAAACUGGCUGAAACCUCUUCUGAUGUGGAGCAGAGCUCUUUACGUUAUCCCACCGUCGAGUGCAAGGAUGUUGUUGAUGCUGAGAUGAAGCUCAAUGUUGAUGAUCUCAAGACUAUUCAGGAGCAACUCUCUUCAAAUAACGCGAGGGAUGUUGGCUGCUCUGAAGAGCCUGCCCCAUUGCAGGAAGACUGCAGUGAAGAAUACUCCCAGGAAAUUUGCACUAGUCAAGGGGAGAGCGAACCUGAGCCAGUCACAAAUGAACAGCAAGGACCUGAGCUCUCUGAUUCCACUGAGGGAUCAAAGCAGAUGGAGGAUAUACAAAAUGAUGAAUGUGAUCAACUGACCUGCCCGCAGGGAGUAGCCAAAAUGGCCGAAGAUCCUCCGCUGUCCAAAGACUGCAGUUCCAUCGAUGCAGACAAUUGCUUGGACACUAUGCUGCUAGACCAGACUCCUGCAGUCAAUCCAAACUCGAAACUUGAAGCAGUGGAGAAAGCGGCAGAUUUAAGCACCGACCCCAGAGACUCAGUUCCGGAGGUUGGCGGAGCCUCGUGUCUUCUAACACCAUCAGCAUCGCCAAUAGACAUGGUCCCUGAAGAACACAGCUCCACAGACAGACAGCUCAGCAUGGAAAAGAAUGGGAAGCCUGUCGACCCGACUGAAUGGAGCAUUGCUGAUGUGGUGAAUUAUUUUAAAGAGGCAGGAUUCCCAGAGCAGGCUGCUGCUUUCGAGGAUCAGGAGAUUGAUGGCAAGUCCCUGCUCCUGAUGAAGAGGAAUGAUGUUUUGACGGGACUGGCGAUUAAACUAGGCCCUGCCCUGAAGAUAUAUGAAUAUCACAUCAAGGUGCUGCAGUUACAUCAUUUUAACAAUGAGGCUCCUUCGUCCUGAUGGGUGCCUGUCAUUGGUAGCAGAUUAUGUGCCCUGAACACCCAGCUUCUAUCUGCACACAUUCCACUGCAGCCUCACUUUUAACAUUUUCCCAAAUUGAAUUCAUUUGAUUUUGUCUUUUUUUUUAAAUGAAAGGAGGACCGCCAGCAGGAAUGAGAUGUUUGUUUUAGAAAUAAAAGUGCUGGUUUUGUAUAAAUUCGGGCUGGGAAGUGUUUGAAGCCUUUCUGUCACUGUCUGAUGCACGCCGCACUGGAAUCUCCCUUUUCCCAUGGUGUAGCUGAGCUCUGAGUGUCGGGCUUAUUCCAGGAUCUUGCCACUUUGCCUGACAGGAAGCUCCCUGGCUGUGACCCGAUGGGACUGAAGUUUUGCUCAAACAAAGGAAGGGGGCUCUCAGCAAAACCUGCCCUUAAUCCUGUUUGACAGCGCACAAGAAGCACUGUGGUGCACACUGAGAGGAAACAUUGAGCUUUCUUGUAUGCAUCCAGAGGAUUGGAAACUGAGAAGCAAAGAUUAAAAGAAAGCUCAAAAGAAGCAGGAAGAGAUUAAGCAAUAAGUACUGAAACAAAAAUGAGCAACUCUCUGCGAUCAGGUGGUAGCUGACAGUUCAUUCGUAGCUUCCCAAGGUGACCAGGUCAUCUUUCUGUUGGGCCCAUAGUUUAUGGUACAGUUAGAUUGUUAUAAAUGCUGUCCCCAUGCUCUAUUGUUUUACAAUUACACCCUCUUGAGUUAAUUACUUGGGUAUUUUGCUUUAAGCUGUGCAGUUGUUAAUGGUGCUAGGAUUGUGUCUUGUAUAUUUUUAAAGGUUUUAUUAGACAUUAUUUGUAUGUUUCGAGCUGCAACGAAAGCCUUAACUUGAAAUCCUGUGAGCAGGAGUUCUGACUGCUUGCUCACACUUGCGGGACUUUGUAUGUUGGCAAAUGAACCUGCAGAACAAAAAAAGGACUAUUGAAUCCAGGACUUUGCACUUCGGGUCAGAUCUUACCUUCCAAAAUGCUUUUGUCCACGCUUUCAGGGAAUUCUGGCUGUGUAAACUUGGCAUUUUGUUAACCUGUGUGCAAUUGUGUUACAGCAUCACCACUGGCAGGGGGAUGUAAUUACAAUGUGAUGUGUUUACAUUGUCAGUUUCCUUUGUAAAUGUGGGCAUAACAAUUUAUAAAUCUGCAAAAUACAGGAACGGGCCCUUCGGCCAUCAGGCCUGUGCAAAUUGCUAAUUCUUAUUUAGACCCACUACUUAUUGCCCAUGCACAGUAUCUAUCCCUCUGUUUCACCUCACGUUCAGUAAGGGAGAUGUAUUCCUCUGUAAUAGGGACUGUCAACCCCCCAGACUCUAACCCUGCUGAAUUUGAAACUAAAGUUGUCCUGACCCUCAUCACAGAGCAUCAUGGGAUGUUGGUUAGCACUAAUAGCUCUUGUGUUAAUUGGUGGAUGAGCUUGAAUGCAGUUUUGCUCAAUGAAGGUAACAGAUUUAGCCAAUUCAUUGUUUUUAGGGAUUAAUUUCUGGUAGAAAUUUUUUGGGGUACGGGGAAUUUUAAAAUUUUAGACUAUGCAUUUUAGCAAAAUUUGACUUCAAAAUUGGCUUUGUUACCAUGCAGGAUAUCUGCCCUGUGUUGAGAUGUUCAGUUAAAAGUGCAACACUUUUUUUUUUUAAGACUUUUCUGUUUAGUAAACCUUGGAGUUAAACAUGUUAUCCUGUGACCUUGCAUUGACUUCCCCAUCAGUUUUUCCACACAUUUCAGCUUACAGUUUAGUUUCUGCUUGCAGCAGGAGGCCUUUGACAGGUUGUUACCUGCGUCGGUAGUUCAUUUGCGGGUCCGAGGACUGGAAAAUAACGAAACCAGAAGGUGCCUUUGCUGGUUAGCACUUGUAAAAGCUGAAGAUUACAGGGUAUUUUGUUAUAUUUGAUUUGACUGGAUACCAUUCAUCGACUGUCUUGUGUGAGAAUUGUUUCUUUAAAGCUACAAAAAUGAGGAACCAAUUUGUGGUGUGUUAGGGCCACAGAUUACCUGGCAGUGCAGUUGCAAAAUUCAUGGAGUUGGGUUGAGGCAGGGAAGGUUGUGACUUAGGAGUAAUCCAACUGGGUUCAGGCACGCACCAUUCACCGUCCCUGAGGCAGCAAACACUUUAUGCUUGUACAGCACAUGAAGAUCUAACACAACUUGUGGCUAAUCUAGGAGACCAUUUGUUGAUGCCUUCAUGGUACAGCUAACACCUCAUUAACCAAAUUGGCUUUGGAACAGGAGAAGGCUGUUCAACCAGAUGACAGCGGAUCAAUAUCCUGACCCCCAUCUACCUGCCUUGGUUCCACAUCACUUAAUAGUUUUAGCCAUCAAAUCUUUCAGGCCUCAAUGAGGCUCAACAGCUUUUUGAGGAGAGAGUUCCGGAUUUACACCACCCUUUGUCUGAAGAAAUGCUUCUCAACAUCAUCUCUCUAAUGUCAGCAGAAGUCCCUUGUUCUGGACAUUCCCCAGCAGAGAACGUAAGUUCCCAUUUUAUCAAUGAGGGCAGUCUGACCUAAAGUUAGAACCCAGGCCGAUGGUGGGGUUUUAAAAAUAAGAGGCCAAGUUGAAAAACUGCACACAUGUUUUAGGAAUUGCUGAAAGUGAUUAAAAAUGUAAAGCCUCUCCACCAGUUUGGUGCAUUUAUUCCUGUGCGUUACGUCCUUGUUUAGCUGGAGAAUGAUGAGCUUUACUUUUGCACUCCCAUUGUGUGCUGUGCUGUUUUCAGAAAAGUCUCUCUCAGCUGCCGUACUUGAAUUCCUAUGGUAGCACGGCUCUAUCCCAGGUGCUCGGGCAAGUAUGCUUUAUUGUGCUGAACUUCACUGCUCAGGAGGGCUGCAGGCAGGCAGUAAGGUACGCAUCUGCACCAGUGGACUUGCAUGUAGUGGGAAAUGUCCCUGGGACCUUUGUGUGCACCCCUCCAUGGCUACUGUUCCCUAUAUGUUUGGAAUGGCAUUCCAGGCUGGUGCUGAGACCCUGAGCCCUGCAAACAGCAGCUGUCAAUGCGCUUUACAGAAUAUUUUAUGUUUUUAAAUUGAGUAAUUUUACAAUAAAGGAGUAACUAAAAGCCAUGUGUUUUGAAUCAAAUGCACAAAAUGGAUGAUGUGGGAUUUUAGAGCUUGUUCUUGCUAAAUGAGAUGCCAUCCAGCAAUAAAUAACAAUGUUGAAAUGAAAAUUGUU